Saccoglossus kowalevskii is the source of this 1573-nucleotide messenger RNA. RefSeq lists its product as uncharacterized. Gene Ontology annotation, molecular function: protein binding. The record is from RefSeq and is a predicted model, not a curated record. NCBI's taxonomy places the organism in Eukaryota, Metazoa, Hemichordata, Enteropneusta, Harrimaniidae.
GUUUUGAGAUUCCUGACACCACGGUAGUUGAUAAUUUUGUUCAUGCAUGUAGCAGUUUUUGUGUUCAUAUUUUCCGGAAAUGGCUGAAGGGGGCGGUGACGGUGAAGCUGAGUAUGUAGAGGAAGAAACAAUGAAGAAACCUGAAAAAAUUUCCCUAUCCAUGAUAGCAAGGAGAAAUUUACCACACCUAGAGGUCUCGAGUGGAUCACAAGAUAAAUUAAUUCAAAGUUUAAUGAAGCUGACCCAUAUUCGAUUAGACAGAGAAAAUAUUGAUGAGAUUGACAAUUUAGAAAUGUUAGGACCAGUGACAAACCUCUACUUACAACAUAAUAUAAUAUCCAGGAUUGAAAAUUUGGAGUCCUUACACCAAUUGAGGUUUUUGACGUUGGCGGCCAAUAAUAUUUCAAGAAUUGAAAACUUGAAUGUUGUGGCAGAGCUUAAGCUUCUAGACCUUUCAGAAAAUGCUAUCGAAGACUUUGAUCCAGCGGAGCUACCUCAGAAGCUGAUCAUACUCAAUUUAAAAGACAAUCCAUGUACAAAGUUACCUGGAUACAGAGUCAAAGUUAUCCAGCAUUUAGCUAAUUUGAAACAACUUGACAACGUGAAUGUGACAAAGUAUGAACGAAGAGAUGCAGGAUGUGUUGUAUCUGACAGUGAAGAGGAGGAAGAGGAAGAAGAAGAUGAGGAUGAGGAGGGAGAAGACGAUGACAGUGAUGAAGGCGUCAUAGCAGAUGGUGGUGACUGGGGUGAAAUCUUAGAUCAAGGAAAACAUUUAAAAAACAGAGCACUUGAUAAUAUUGAAGAUGUGUUCAAUAUAUCAACACGACUGAUCCAGCAAUCUCGGCAACGUCUUCAAAAAUACAUGAAAGAUCAUGCAAGUAGAGAAGAUGAACUAGACGAUGUGCGAACACAGUCCAGACUUGCUGAUGAAAAGAUGACUGCGAGAGAGAAUGAAUUCAGACUUAGUGUUGGGUCUACACCAACACCCAGGUAGCCUGCCAGGCAUAUGUUGUGGAAAAAAACAUGUUGAUUCUGGAUGUCUCUAAAAUUAAUGGUUCACUCAAGUAAAAUGAAAACUGUGUACAAGCCAGAAAAACCAAGUAGAGUCAGUCUGUCCAGCUAUCUGUCCGUCCAACCUGUUAAACUUUCGAUUGAGACUGCUCUAUCACAAGACCUUGGAACUAUUAAAGUAUUAACCUUGAGGGCAAGUUUUCUGGUGCAAAGAUUCUCAUAAAUAAUAUGGGUUUUUCCAUCAGUGGAGCAUCAUGUUAUAUCAUAUAGCCAAGACUUGAUUGGCAUUUCAGGUAUACUUCAUUUGUAUGGCCCCAAAAUGUCAUGAACUAAAAAACAUGCGAAUGUCUAUCGUACAUUUAUGUACAUUUCUCAAAAUAACUAACAUGUGAAAUGCUGAACUAUAAAAGGAAUUCACCUUUUCACAUUUAGAAUAUGAUUUCUUGUCUGUCAAUGUGCACUGGACUACAAGUAGUUUGCUCUUCUAUAUAUAUUUUCGACUUUCCAUACAAUAUAAAAAAAAGGACCACAAGCUCGGUCUUGCAGUGUAUUUCACCUAAGA